This is a messenger RNA of Stylophora pistillata, 1259 nucleotides long. RefSeq names its product manganese-dependent ADP-ribose/CDP-alcohol diphosphatase. The record is from RefSeq and is a predicted model, not a curated record. Gene Ontology annotation, molecular function: ADP-ribose diphosphatase activity; CDP-glycerol diphosphatase activity; manganese ion binding. Lineage: Eukaryota; Metazoa; Cnidaria; Anthozoa; Scleractinia; Pocilloporidae.
UGUCUACCGCUGGGCGUAAGAACUGUUGGCUGGGGCAAAGCAGCUAUGGAUCCGACUAAUGGCGAUACUGAUGUUUUAUUUUCAUUUGGCCUUAUCACUGACAUCCAGUAUGCCGAUAUUUGCGAUCGACAAAACUCUGCGAAGACUAGGUGGCGUAGAUACCGAAACGCUCUCUGUUGUCUGCAAGAAGCCGUAGACCAUUGGAUCAGACCAAGCAGGUCGCUCUCGUUCAUCGUACAACUGGGAGACAUAAUCGAUGGCUUUAAUACAGAUCUAAAUGACGCAAACGAUAGCGAGAGAAACUCCUCUCAAGACGCAUUGGAUUUAGUGAUGAGAGAAUUUUCAAAACUUCCUCCAGAAAUACCCGUGUUUCAUAAUUUAGGAAAUCACGAGCUGUACAAUUUUUCUCGCGAGGAACUUUCAGCAUCUAUUCUGCACCCUUUCAACAGCUGUGAAAGUUCUGAAUAUUUGAGCAAGCACCAAAGCCUGCCUGCUGUAAGUGAGGAGGAGACGAAACCAUUUUACUUCUCGUUUGUACCUCAUCCCAAAUUUUGUUUUGUGUACUUGGAUAGCUAUGACACGAGCCUUCAUGGCUUUGACGAAACUAGUUCCACAUAUAAAGAUGCCUUGGCGAUGGUGCGUAAAUACAACAAGAAUGGCGACCUUGAUAGUGCUGAUGGUCUUCACGGCUUAAACAGGCGAUUUGUAGCGUACAAUGGUGGAAUCGGUCCUAUGCAACUUCAGUGGCUGCAGGCAGUCCUGGAAGUAGCAAUAGAAAAUGGUCAAAAAGCUGUUAUUUUCAGCCAUGUCCCAAUCUCUCCAGGAAACAGACCUCGACGGGGUGCAGUAGAUCUGCUGUGGAACUACCAAGAUGUACUUAAGGUGCUGUGGCAGUCUGGAUGUGUGGUCGCCUGUUUCCAUGGUCACACUCACUAUGAUGAUUAUUUCGUGGACAAACAUGGUAUCCAUCACUUGACUUUUGAGGGUGUUAUUACAGCACCUCUUGAUUCCAAUGCAUUUGCCACAUUGCACGUUAAAAAUGAUGCUAUUGUCAUUGAAGGUUUUGGUGUCAUAGAAAGUCGAGUGUUGAAGUUUUUUCACUGACAUAUUUAGGGAAAAGUUUAAAGGUUUUGCUGGUAUAGAAAGUCAAAUGUUGAAAUUUAAUUACGGUACCAACAUUUUUGUGAAUUUCUUUGCGGUGUCAAAUUGUAAAGGUUGGUAUGUGAAAAACUAUAAUAGUGAGAAAGCUUGUGUUAAAA